AUGGCAGAUCAAACACAAAAACAGACGCAUGGUGUUUUGGGUGAUGUGAAGUCUGCACUGAAAGGUGUUAAGGGUGCUGGCGAUACAAUCCGUGGCACCUUCAAUGAGUCGGUUGAUACUGCUUUCCAUGAGAGAGAGGGAGAGGCCAAGAACAAAGCAAUCAAGGAGAAAGGCAUUGCCGACAUGGAAGGUACAGAUGCACACUUCAGCAAACAUAAAGGGACUGCACAUACGACGGCCACCACAAAUCAACCAUACAACGGAACAACAAGCAGUGUGCCUGUUGAUCAACAUCCUGCUGCCGACCCGCGCACCGUCCCACAGACUGGGGCAGUGACUGGUGGUCUCGCACGCAAUACUCAGCUCUCAGAUGGCACGUCGACUGGGGCUGGCGCUCAUUCAGGAGCUGUAGGAAGCUUGGAGAGCCGCGUUCCCCAGGAAAGGCUCGGCGGCGAGCCCACCCACUCAAAUGAUAGAUACUAA
Exophiala bonariae is the source of this 483-nucleotide messenger RNA. RefSeq lists its product as uncharacterized. The record is from RefSeq and is a predicted model, not a curated record. The transcript has a single exon. Lineage: Eukaryota; Fungi; Ascomycota; Eurotiomycetes; Chaetothyriales; Herpotrichiellaceae. The coding region runs from base 1 to 483 and encodes 160 amino acids.